Molecule: messenger RNA, 1813 nt
Organism: Cyprinus carpio (common carp)
Lineage: Eukaryota; Metazoa; Chordata; Actinopteri; Cypriniformes; Cyprinidae
Gene: fblim1
Product: filamin binding LIM protein 1
Biological process (GO): cell-cell adhesion
Cellular component (GO): focal adhesion; stress fiber
Molecular function (GO): filamin binding
Source: RefSeq, a predicted model, not a curated record
UAACUCUUCACCUCUGCUGAUCUGAGAGAGAGACAGACAGAGAGAGAGAGACAGGAGGGCGAGCGAGGGAGGGAAUGAGGGAGGAAAAGGUGUGGCCUGCUGUAGAUACGACCCUGACUGCUACAGCUCUCUCUCUCUCUCUCUCUCUCUCUCUGUCUGUCUGUCGCUCUGUCUUUGAGUGACUACAGCGCUGCAGAUCGAAAGGAACGAGGAACCACACAGAGGAAGAGUUUGAUCUGCUGUUCAGUGUGUGCUGAAGAUCUUUCGGACAGAUCUGGGAAGUUCUUCAGCGCAGGUCUUCAUGGCGUCUGCGGCCCCUCAGAAGAGGAUGGUGUCGUCCGUCUUCAUCACUCUGGCGUCUCCGUACGGGGCGAGCGUCACGCCGACGGCUCGCGUCCACAGCAGCCCGUCCAGAGAGCAGCCGCUGCGCCGGUCCACGGCCUCACAGGACGGACAGAUCGACCCGCCUGCGCCCGCGCCCGGGUCCAGAGCCCACAACACACCCGCCGCCGCCCCCUACAGAAGACACACGGACACGCCCACUCCAGACCCAGUUGUGAGCCGUGCCCCUGCUGCCCCUGAUGACCUCCCUCCUCCUCCUCCUCCUCCUCCUCGUGACCCCUGUGACCCUGAGCCCGGAGCUCCGGCUGCCCCUGCACAGGAGAGCGCUGUGGGUCAAGCGCUGCUGAGAUCGGCGCCCUCUGCUGGAGGAGACGUGAAGGAGCUUUCAGCUGAUGUGUGUGGAUUCUGUCGUAAGACGGUGCCGCUGUCCGAACCCGCCAUCGAGGCUCUGAACCGGACGUACCACGCCGCGUGCUUCCAGUGCCGGCAGUGCCACGCUCCACUGGCAGCCAAGAUCUACUACAAUAAAUCUGGCACUCCUCUGUGUGACGACUGUUACCAGGCCAGUCUGGAGCCGUGCUGGGCGUGCGGUGACGUCAUCAAAGAUCACGUGAUCCGAGCGCUGGAACGAGCCUAUCACCCGCCCUGUUUCGUGUGCACGACCUGCAGACAGCCAAUCGGAGAGCAGAGGUUUGCUCAGGGGGAAGUGGGCGAGGUUUACUGCCUGCAGGACUACUACAGGAAGUACGCGCCGCAGUGUCACGUGUGCGGAGAGCUGAUCAUCCCGCGCGAGGACGGAACGGACAGUUACACGGUGGAGUGUUUGGGUCACUCGUACCACGAGGACUGUUACCGCUGUGAGGUGUGCAGUGUGCUUCUGUCUCCGGAGCCCAAUGAGAGCGGCUGCCACCCGCUGGACGGACAGAUCCUGUGUAAACCGUGUCACGUGUCGCUGAUGCAGAGCGCGCCGCAUUAAACCUGCAUUAAACCAAUGUGAUGAUGACACACCGAUUGUAUUAGAAACUGCAGCAUUGGGACCAUUAAUACUUUCUUACCCUGACAGCACACGUACAUCUCAGAGACGUCUGCAAGACGUGUUUUUUAGACUGUUUGCUCAUCUGCCAUACGUCUACAGGACGUUUCCUAUCAGAUGUCAAACAGAUGUUUAGAAGAUGUGUUUAAGAUGUAAAACUGAUAUCUUAGAGACGUCUAUCAGAUGUUUGUACACAGCAGAUGCUUUCCAGAUCUCUUGCAGACGCACCUGUGCUAUCUUACCAUUCCUCUGAUUAUAUCAAUGUAUCUGACAUAUCAACUGUAACGUGCUCUUUUGCACUCUUUCUUCUAAUAUGCGCAAAAUGCAAAGCACCAAAGAUAUUUAUUCAACAGCAGCGACACCAAAGCCCCAUAUUCAGUGUUAUUUCCAGUGUAAUAGGAACACACCCGUAUCUGAAUAAACGACUAAUAUAUGAUA